CGCACGCGCUUGUGUUUCUUGUGGGAGCUGCAGUUGGUAGCAGUGGUGGAGUGUCGCUGUGCUGCAGCUGCCUCUGCGCCGCACAGCUCGGCUUCAUGGGAGCGCGGUGCUGCUCGUCCUGCACAGAGUGAAGGAGCGCUCGACGGCGGGAGACAUGGCGGCUAACGAGGACCAGGAGAUGGAGUUGGAAGCUCUUCGCUCCAUCUAUGAGGGAGAUGAUUGUUUCAAGGAAAUUAGUCCAAUUUCCUUCCAGUUUAGGGUAGGAGACCUCGAGGACACCAAAGCCUUCCUUAUGGACAUCACAUGGCCGGAGACAUACCCAGAGACAGGUCCACAGAUCUCCCUCGACACGUUUUUCAACAACAGAAUUUCUGCAGAGACCAAGCAGAUCAUCCUGUCAAGGCUGGAGGAACAGGUGGCGGUCAACCUGGGCACCGCCAUGAUGUACACCCUGUUCGAGUGGGCGAAGGAAAACCAGGAGGCGCUCAUGGAGCAUCACAAGCCAGUGGUGACAACUGUGACGCUGACUUCCAGCAGUGAGGUGAAGAUGCACGUCUCAGCAGCAAAGAAGAAGGAGAAGAAGGUGCAGCUCACUAAAGCUCAGAAGAAAAGGAUUAUUAGCAGAACAGAUAACAAGGGAGAGCUGCCAAGAGGCUGGAACUGGGUGGAUGUUAUCAAGCAUCUGAGUAAAACAGGAGGAAAGGAUGACGAGUAGCUCUCCAGGCUUGGGUGAAGACCACAGUGGAUUCAGGCGAUUGUCACUACCGCAGAUUUGAUGGAGGCGUCGUGUCAAAAAACAGUUUUGGAAGAAAAAACAUUACUUAAUUUUGUCAUUUCUACAAUUUGAUUCUUUGCUGUAAGUUGAAUUUUGUGCAUAUGAAAUAAAACAAGAUUUGAUCAGUG
Molecule: messenger RNA, 903 nt
Organism: Salarias fasciatus (jewelled blenny)
Lineage: Eukaryota; Metazoa; Chordata; Actinopteri; Blenniiformes; Blenniidae
Gene: rwdd4
Product: RWD domain containing 4
Exons: 8
Coding region: 155-715 (186 amino acids)
Molecular function (GO): protein binding
Source: RefSeq, a predicted model, not a curated record